AUGGCAGACGACGAACGCAAAGACCCGAGACCGCUAAGGCUGGACGACCUCCCGCUGGAGAUCCUGGCCAGCGUCGUCGCGUACUGCGAGGGUGGCGUCCCGACACACGACGAGGACCCGGCGACAGCGACGACGACGACGACGACGACGACGACGACGACAUCGGCAACGGCGGCGGCGGCGGCGAUGGCGCCCGGAUCCCAUCCAUCACCGCCGCCGCCGCCGCCGCCGCCGCCGCGGGACCUCGCCACGAUCCGCAGCCUGCGCUUCACCAACCGCCUGCUCGCCUCCGUCGCGGCGCCGCACCUCGUCCGCGUCCUCGACGUCGCCAUGACCCCCGCCUCCCUCGCCCGGCUCGACGCCGUCUCCCGCCACCGACCAUCGCCGCCGGCGUGCGCCGCCUCCGCGUCAGCCUCGCCAACUACGCCGCGCCCCUCGCCGCCGAACCCGCCGAGUCGCCCGCUUCGAAAAUAA
This is a messenger RNA of Colletotrichum graminicola M1.001, 474 nucleotides long. RefSeq lists its product as uncharacterized. The record is from RefSeq and is a predicted model, not a curated record. The coding region runs from base 1 to 474 and encodes 157 amino acids. Lineage: Eukaryota; Fungi; Ascomycota; Sordariomycetes; Glomerellales; Glomerellaceae. The transcript has a single exon.